Gongylonema pulchrum is the source of this 432-nucleotide messenger RNA. The record is from the annotation of a GenBank genome assembly. NCBI's taxonomy places the organism in Eukaryota, Metazoa, Nematoda, Chromadorea, Rhabditida, Gongylonematidae.
AUGGAAUGGGAACCGCUAUUGGCUCUUAAUCGUUGGUAUGCUAUUCACGUGUCACAUGUAGACGACAGUCAAAUAUCCCUAACUGUAGACAACCAAGCACCAGUGAACUUCAAACUGCUGCCGCAAGUUAAAAACCGUUCGUUCAAACUCGCGGCGCCAGUUCAUCUCGGUUAUGCGCCAGAAAAAUUGCUUCGUUUCUCACUGGAUAAUGAAAUUUUCGCAGUGGAAUGGGAACCGCUAUUGGCUCUUAAUCGUUGGUAUGCUAUUCACGUGUCACAUGUAGACGACAGUCAAAUAUCCCUAACUGUAGACAACCAAGCACCAGUGAACUUCAAACUGCUGCCGCAAGUUAAAAACCGUUCGUUCAAACUCGCGGCGCCAGUUCAUCUCGGUUAUGCGCCAGAAAAAUUGCUUCGGUAUUUUAUUUUUUGA